Molecule: messenger RNA, 6931 nt
Organism: Trichechus manatus latirostris (Florida manatee)
Lineage: Eukaryota; Metazoa; Chordata; Mammalia; Sirenia; Trichechidae
Gene: THOC2
Product: THO complex subunit 2
Exons: 37
Coding region: 25-4911 (1628 amino acids)
Biological process (GO): mRNA export from nucleus; mRNA processing
Cellular component (GO): THO complex part of transcription export complex
Molecular function (GO): mRNA binding
Source: RefSeq, a predicted model, not a curated record
GCUUCUGCUACUAGUGAGGGGAAGAUGGCGGCCGCAACUGUGGUGGUUCCCGCAGAGUGGAUAAAGAAUUGGGAGAAAUCAGGGAGAGGCGAAUUUUUGCAUUUAUGCCGAAUCCUCAGUGAAAAUAAAAGCCAUGAUAGUUCAACUUAUAGAGAUUUCCAGCAAGCUCUCUAUGAGUUAUCAUACCAUGUCAUUAAGGGAAAUCUAAAGCAUGAACAGGCAUCUAAUGUUCUUAAUGACAUUAGUGAAUUUCGUGAGGAUAUGCCCUCCAUUCUUGCUGAUGUAUUCUGCAUAUUAGAUAUUGAGACAAAUUGUUUAGAAGAAAAAAACAAAAGAGACUAUUUUACACAGUUGGUAUUAGCAUGUUUGUAUUUAGUUUCAGACACAGUUCUAAAGGAACGCCUGGAUCCAGAAACAUUGGAAUCAUUGGGGCUUAUCAAACAAUCACAGCAAUUCAAUCAAAAGUCAGUUAAAAUCAAGACAAAACUCUUUUAUAAACAGCAAAAAUUCAAUUUGUUAAGAGAAGAGAAUGAAGGUUAUGCCAAGCUGAUUGCUGAAUUGGGGCAAGAUUUAUCUGGAAAUAUUACUAGUGAUUUAAUCUUAGAAAAUAUCAAAUCUUUAAUAGGAUGCUUUAAUCUGGAUCCCAAUAGAGUUUUGGAUGUCAUUUUAGAAGUGUUUGAAUGCAGGCCAGAACACGAUGACUUCUUUAUAUCUUUAUUAGAAUCUUACAUGAGUAUGUGUGAACCGCAAACAUUGUGUCACAUUCUUGGGUUCAAAUUCAAGUUUUAUCAGGAACCAAGUGGAGAGACUCCAUCAUCUUUAUACAGAGUUGCAGCAGUACUUCUACAAUUUAAUCUUAUUGAUUUAGAUGAUCUUUAUGUACAUUUACUUCCAGCUGAUAAUUGCAUUAUGGAUGAACACAGACGAGAAAUAGUGGAAGCUAAGCAGAUUGUUAGAAAACUUACAAUGGUUGUGUUGUCUUCCGAAAAAAUGGAUGAGCGAGAAAAAGAAAAGGAAAAAGAAGAGGAGAAAGUAGAAAAGCCACCUGACAACCAAAAACUUGGUUUGUUGGAAGCCUUGUUAAAGAUUGGUGAUUGGCAGCAUGCACAGAACAUUAUGGAUCAGAUGCCUCCAUACUAUGCAGCUUCGCAUAAGCUAAUAGCCCUUGCUAUUUGUAAGCUCAUUCAUAUAACUAUUGAGCCUCUCUACCGAAGAGUUGGCGUUCCUAAAGGUGCUAAAGGCUCACCUGUUACUGCUUUGCAAAACAAGAGAGCACCAAAACAAGCAGAGAACUUUGAAGAUUUGAGGAGGGACGUAUUCCAUAUGUUCUGUUACCUUGGUCCUCACCUUUCUCACGAUCCCAUUUUAUUUGCAAAAGUGGUUCGCAUAGGCAAGUCAUUUAUGAAGGAGUUUCAGUCUGAUGGAAGCAAACAAGAAGAUAAAGAGAAAACGGAAGUUAUCCUUAGCUGUUUGCUUAGCAUUACUGAUCAGGUACUACUUCCAUCUCUUUCUUUGAUGGACUGCAAUGCUUGUAUGUCUGAGGAACUAUGGGGAAUGUUUAAAACAUUUCCAUAUCAGCAUAGAUAUCGUCUCUAUGGCCAGUGGAAGAACGAAACUUAUAACAGUCACCCACUUUUAGUAAAAGUUAAAGCUCAAACAAUAGACAGAGCCAAAUAUAUCAUGAAGCGUCUAACCAAGGAAAAUGUGAAACCUUCUGGAAGACAAAUUGGGAAGUUGAGCCACAGCAAUCCAACCAUUUUGUUUGAUUAUAUCUUGUCACAAAUACAGAAGUAUGAUAACUUAAUAACACCUGUAGUAGAUUCAUUGAAAUACCUCACGUCAUUGAAUUAUGAUGUCUUGGCCUAUUGUAUCAUUGAAGCUUUAGCUAAUCCAGAAAAGGAGAGAAUGAAACAUGAUGACACAACCAUCUCAAGCUGGCUUCAAAGUCUGGCUAGUUUCUGCGGUGCAGUUUUUCGUAAAUACCCAAUUGAUCUUGCUGGUCUUCUUCAGUAUGUCGCCAAUCAGCUAAAGGCAGGCAAAAGUUUUGACCUGCUUAUAUUGAAAGAAGUGGUACAAAAAAUGGCAGGAAUAGAAAUUACAGAAGAAAUGACAAUGGAGCAGCUAGAGGCUAUGACUGGUGGAGAGCAGCUAAAAGCUGAGGGUGGCUAUUUUGGCCAGAUCAGAAACACUAAAAAAUCCUCUCAGAGGCUAAAGGAUGCACUAUUGGACCAUGAUCUUGCGCUUCCUCUGUGUUUGCUUAUGGCUCAACAGAGGAAUGGUGUAAUCUUUCAGGAAGGUGGAGAGAAACAUUUGAAACUUGUGGGAAAGCUCUAUGAUCAGUGUCAUGAUACCCUGGUACAGUUUGGUGGGUUUUUGGCAUCUAACCUAAGCACAGAAGAUUAUAUAAAGCGAGUACCUUCAAUUGAUGUGCUCUGUAAUGAAUUUCAUACACCCCAUGAUGCAGCAUUUUUCCUGUCUAGGCCAAUGUAUGCACACCAUAUUUCAUCAAAAUAUGAUGAACUUAAAAAAUCAGAAAAGGGAAGUAAACAGCAACAUAAAGUUCAUAAGUAUAUCACAUCAUGUGAGAUGGUGAUGGCUCCUGUCCAUGAAGCAGUGGUCUCUUUGCACAUUUCCAAAGUCUGGGAUGACAUCAGCCCUCAAUUCUAUGCCACGUUCUGGUCAUUGACAAUGUAUGACCUUGCAGUUCCACAAACCAGCUAUGAAAGAGAAGUCAAUAAACUUAAAAUCCAGAUGAAAGCAAUUGAUGACAAUCAGGAAAUGCCUCCAAAUAAAAAGAAAAAAGAGAAGGAGCGCUGUACUGCCCUUCAGGACAAGCUUCUUGAAGAAGAAAAGAAACAGAUGGAACAUGUACAGCGAGUUCUACAAAGACUGAAACUGGAAAAGGACAACUGGCUUUUAGCAAAAUCUACCAAAAAUGAGACCAUCACAAAAUUUCUACAGCUGUGUAUAUUUCCUCGAUGUAUUUUUUCAGCAAUUGAUGCUGUUUACUGUGCUCGUUUUGUUGAAUUGGUACAUCAACAGAAAACUCCAAAUUUUUCCACACUUCUUUGCUAUGAUCGAGUUUUCUCUGACAUAAUUUACACAGUCGCAAGCUGUACUGAAAAUGAAGCUAGUCGAUAUGGGAGAUUUCUUUGCUGCAUGUUAGAGACCGUGACCAGGUGGCACAGUGAUAGAGCCACAUAUGAAAAGGAAUGUGGAAACUAUCCAGGAUUCCUUACCAUAUUACGGGCAACUGGAUUUGAUGGUGGAAAUAAAGCUGAUCAGUUAGACUAUGAAAAUUUUCGACAUGUUGUACAUAAAUGGCAUUACAAACUAACCAAGGCAUCAGUACAUUGCCUUGAAACAGGCGAAUAUACUCACAUCAGGAAUAUCUUGAUUGUGCUAACAAAAAUACUUCCUUGGUACCCAAAAGUUUUGAAUCUGGGUCAGGCUUUGGAAAGAAGAGUGCAUAAAAUCUACCAAGAAGAAAAAGAGAAGAGGCCUGAUCUAUAUGCAUUGGCUAUGGGCUACUCUGGGCAGUUGAAAAGUAGAAAGUCAUACAUGAUACCUGAAAAUGAGUUUCAUCACAAAGACCCCCCUCCGAGGAAUGCAGUUGCCAGUGUACAAAAUGGGCCUGGUGGUGGGCCUUCAUCAUCAUCGAUAGGAAGUGCAUCUAAAUCGGAUGAAAGCAGUACUGAGGAGACUGAUAAAUCAAGGGAGAGAUCUCAGUGUGGUGUGAAAGCUGUUAAUAAAGCUUCUAGUGCCACACCAAAAGGGAAUUCAAGCAAUGGAAAUAGUGGCUCUAACAGCAGCAGCAAAACUGUUAAAGAAAAUGACAAAGAAAAAGCGAAAGAGAAAGAAAAAGAGAAAAAAGAAAAGACUCCAGCUACUACUCCAGAGGCCAGGGUACUUGGUAAAGAUGGUAAAGAAAAACCAAAGGAAGAGCGGGCAAAUAAAGAUGAAAAAGCAAGAGAGACCAAGGAAAGAACACCAAAAUCUGACAAAGAGAAGGAAAAAUUCAAGAAGGAAGAAAAAGCUAAAGAUGAAAAAUUCAAGACCGCUGUCCCCAAUGUAGAAUCAAAAUCGACUCAAGAAAAGGAAAGGGAGAAGGAGCCAUCCAGAGAAAGAGAUAUAGCAAAGGAAAUGAAAUCCAAGGAAAAUGUUAAAGGAGGAGAAAAAACAGCAGUUUCUGGGUCCUUGAAGUCACCUGUUCCCCGAUCAGAUAUUGCAGAGCCUGAAAGGGAACAGAAACGCCGCAAAAUUGAUACUCACCCUUCUCCAUCACAUUCCUCAACAGUAAAGGUUACAGCCACACUUCCCAAAGUUCCUCUGGGUUCUGAGAACUAUGCCAGCUCACCUGUCAUCUCCAUUCAUUUUCUACAGGACAAUCUCAUCGAACUCAAGGAGUCUUCAGCAAAGCUCUACAUUAAUCAUACUCCUCCACCACUGUCCAAGAGUAAGGAGAGAGAAAUGGACAAGAAAGAUUUGGACAAAUCAAGGGAAAGAUCCAGAGAGAGAGAGAAAAAAGAUGAAAAGGACAGGAAAGAGCGGAAAAGGGAUCAUUCAAACAAUGACCGUGAAGUGCCACCGGACUUAACCAAGAGGCGUAAAGAGGAAAAUGGAACAAUGGGAGUUUCAAAACACAAAAGUGAAAGUCCAUGUGAGUCUCCUUACCCAAAUGAGAAAGACAAGGAAAAAAAUAAGUCAAAAUCUUCAGGCAAAGAAAAAGGCGGCGAUUCUUUUAAAUCUGAAAAGAUGGAUAAAAUCUCCUCCGGCGGCAAAAAGGAAUCCAGGCAUGAUAAAGAAAAGAUAGAAAAGAAAGAAAAACGGGACAGUUCAGGAGGAAAGGAAGAGAAGAAACAAUAUCCUUUUCGUUGUAAUUUUUUCAGUCAGUGUAAUGGAAAGCUUUGAUACUGGUCAUAUUUUAGAAUUGUACUCUUGUAGUAUGUGGUCUAAAUGCUUAAGUGCUUCUUAGCUUUUAAAUGGUCUCUCUAGUACAAUUGUACGAAAUCUGGAAGUAGGAGACUUUGAUGUUCUUGGUUUAACCUCUAUGAUGACUGAGGCUGUUUCAUGCUACCAAAGGAUUUAGAAUCCCUUAGGCUAUAUUAUCACUGAGAGGAAGAAGGACCACAGAGAGUUCUUUGGGCUGGAGGCAUGGGGAGUAGAAGGGCAAAAUAAUGCAGCAGACAAGCAGAGCUGGUAGUUUGCGGCUACCAGGCUCGUUAGAGCCAAUUACGCUUGCAAGCUGAGGGAUUCUACUAAAACACAAGAUACCAUUUUUUUUUUCCUAAAUUGUUUUCCCUUAAUUUGUCAUCUACUCAUAAGUCCUCAGACAAGCACAGAUAAUGAAGACUUUCCAUCGAGGUGAGUGUUCUCUCGCUUCCUUUUUAUUUAAAGGUAAAAACAUAAAAUGAGAUUUGAUAAUGUUAAAGAAACUAGAUACAUUUUGCAAGGUACAACUACUUGAAAUUUGCACCUAAAUAUAAUGACCAAGUCUUUGGGUACAGAUGCAAAACAAGAUUCACUUCAGUUAUUUUUAAGCUGUUUUCAUUUUAAGCUUGCCUCACUUUUGUUUUUUUUAAGUACCAAGAUGUAUUUAAGAACAUCUGACUUUCUUUUUACCACUUGUUCCCAUCUUCUCUGGAUAAUUAAUUACCUUUUUAAAGUACCUGUAGCCCUGUAAAAGGAGCCCUGGUGGCACAGUGGUUAAGCGUUCGGCUGCUAACGCGGAGGUUGGUAGUUUGAACUCACCAGCCUCUCCUUGGGAAAAAGAUGUGGCAAUCUGCUUCCGUAAACAUUUACAGCUUUGGAAACUCUAUGGGGCAGUUCUGCUCUGUCCUACAGGGUCUCUAUGAGUCACAAUUGACUAGACGGCAAUGAGUAUAGCCAUUGGUGGUAUCUGCAUUUUACAGGUGAAGAAACUGAGACUCUGAAAGAAUAAGGCGGACAGGGUCACGGAGAUAUUACACGCCAGAGUCAAGACUCGAAUCUAGGUCUUCUUACCCUUCGGUGUUCUUUGUUCUUUUUUUUGGCUUCUCAUGCAGAAAAUAUAUAUAACAGCCUUGAUUAUCUCAAGAUUUUUAAGUUUUUGUACCACUUUUUCUACCACUGCCCAUUAUUUUGCAGUGCCAAAACCUAUGGUCUGUACUUUUAGUUCUGGAAUUUAAAAUAUGUGGCUUUCUUUUCAAGAUAAUUCACUUAUACCUUACAUGACAUUUCCAGAUAAAAGAAGUUUACCUUUUUAAAUACCAAAAUGGUAUUUCAUUAGAAAGUUUUUUUUUUUAACCAUCUUAAAUAAAAUGUAUGUCUAUCUUAGUGGCCAUAGUGAUCAAAACCUUUUUUGAGCACUUAAGAUCAUCUUAUGAAUACGUAUUUUUGCUUGAUGGUGCCUUGGGUUUAUGGAGGUAUGUAGAAUGAUUUGCCUCCUACAUUUAAUGGUUCCAAGUGGCUGUGUUUGAAGUUGUUGACUCGGUUUUUUCAUAGCCUAUUUUCUCUCUUCCGUAUUAGCUGUCACUUAAUGAUAUUAAGUAUACUUGCUGUCUAUGUUGUCGUUGUUAGUUGCCGUUGAGUUGAUUCUGACUCAUGGUAACCCCAUCCCCCCAAAUAACAUUUGCUGCUUCUAGUCUUUUAUGAAACCAGAUAGGUAACCAAGGCUGUUAUAUCUGUUUAAGAAUGAGAAAUGUCUGAGAACCAGUUCUGUACAAGGGAAUGAGUUUUAGGGUAUGGAUUUUGUAAUAUUUAUUUUGACUGCAAAACUGGUACUUGAGGUUGACAAGUAGGUAACCUCCUGAUAAGUGGUGUGUUUUUUCUGCUUUAUUAUUCUGUGCUUGUUAACUAAGUAGUAGAGUAGGGUAAACUAGAAUUAUGAGAGAGCACUUUUUAAUUUAGUAGAUUUUUUUAAAUUAGGAAGAUUAUAAAAGAAAUAUUAUUG